Molecule: messenger RNA, 3258 nt
Organism: Capronia epimyces CBS 606.96
Lineage: Eukaryota; Fungi; Ascomycota; Eurotiomycetes; Chaetothyriales; Herpotrichiellaceae
Exons: 1
Coding region: 1-3258 (1085 amino acids)
Source: RefSeq, a predicted model, not a curated record
AUGCGCCUUUUGAAGUUCGACGGUCAAGGCGAACCAACUCUGACCGAAUUUCACGAUGCCAUUCCUCCGUACGCGAUCCUCUCGCAUACUUGGGGGCCUGAUCAAGAUGAGGUUGAUUUCGACGACCUCCAACGUGGAAGUUUCAAGAAUAAGGCUGGCUACGCGAAGAUUCGGUUCUGCGGCGAACAAGCUAGAAAGGAUCAGCUGGAAUACUUCUGGGUGGACACGUGCUGCAUCAAUAAAGCUGAUUUCAACGAGCUGCAUGAGGCUAUUACCUCGAUGUUCCGCUGGUAUCGUGACGCCGUCAAAUGCUACGUCUAUCUCUCAGAUGUAUCACGCGAUCAAGAUGAUGACUACUCGAGGCGGACAUGGAAACAAGCCUUUCGAGGAAGCAAAUGGUUUACAAGGGGAUGGACGCUCCAGGAACUUAUUGCGCCAGCCUCCGUCGAGUUCUUCUCGAGAGAAGAAGAGCGAUUGGGUAACAAGGCAACGCUUGAACAGCAGAUACACGAGGUCACUGGUCUACCGAUUAGCCUUCUCCGCGGUGAGUCACCUGUAGAUCAGUUCACCAUCGAGGAGCGGAUGCAAUGGGUCAGGAACCGUAACACCAAAAAAAGGGAAGACAAGGCAUACUGUCUGCUCGGAAUUUUCGGAGUCUUUAUGCCGUUGAUCUAUGGUGAAGGAGAAGAGAACGCCUUCCUCCGACUUCAAGAAGAGAUCGAUAAGCUUCCAAGGAGCAAGUCACUCGAGGGAAUGGAUUCCUGGAUUCGCGAAGAGUGUUACUGUCCAGACAAUCUCAAGAUUGUACGACUGUCUGGCCAGGAGCUACCGAUGGACCAGUGCUACAUCAAUCUUGCUAUUGUACGGCGACACCGUCAAGAUGCACCAGCAUCUUCCUCCAAAAUUGCGUCUAAAUCCUCUCCCUUUUCACUACUCUCUCGACUACACAUCACGGAACGGGGUGAACAGACACAGGUGCCAUUGUCGACACUUUUCGGCCCGUGUACAGGACCGAGCGGUGGUGCAAAACGACCUCGACGCAUUUUGAUUCGAGGACAGGCAGGAAUGGGAAAGACCACUUUGUGUAAGAAGGUUGUCUAUGACUUUACCCAUAAUGCUAUGUGGGCUGAUUCAUUCCGCCGCUUGCUCUGGAUCCCGCUACGCAAGUUGAAGGUACAGGUUGAGGGAUCCAGUAUCCAGGAUCUAUUCCGUGAUGUAUUCUUCCUUGCCCACAUUGAUGGGGCAUCCAUCGCACGCAGACUGCACGAGAGAGUCGUCGAUUCGAAAAACGGCAGAACACUGUUUGUCCUCGAUGGUCUGGAUGAAGUAUCUGAGGACAUUCCAGAGGAUGGAGGUGUCUUUCAGUUGCUGCUCUAUCUUCUAAAUCAGCCUAACGUUAUCAUCACAACUCGACCAGAUGCCGUACUCCCAAAUCGCCUAUAUUCUCCAGACCUUGAGUUGGAAACCGUCGGUUUCUACCCUGACCAGGUGACAGCCUACCUCAAAAAAACGUUUUCUGGUUCACAGCAAGCUGAGCAAAUCGACACAUUUCUCAAAGAUCAUGAGCUCAUCCAGGGUCUCGUUCGCGUCCCUAUUCUACUGGACGCGCUCUGCCUCACCUGGGAAUAUGGUGACAGCUUCAGAAGUGUACCAGAUACCAUGACCGCCGUGUACGGAGCAAUUGAGCACAAGCUGUGGAGGAAGGAUAUCGUGCGGUUAAAUAAAAUUGUUGGUGGAAGACUCUUGGGUGGCACUACUCUCCGGCUCGCCCUACCGUCAGAGAUCAGGGGAAUCGUCCAAAAUGAGAUGCGCCUGCUUGAAACUCUAGCAUUUACUGGACUACAUGCCAACGUUAUCAACUUUACUCCACACUUUCUGGACACGAUGUGCGAACACUUCGAAGAACCGCAGUCGUUUCCCUUGCUCUAUCGAGUCUUGCACAAUAUCUCUUUUCUACGGACGUCGGAAUCUGCACCAGAGAAUCAUGGCCAGAGUUUUCAUUUCUUACACUUGACCUUUCAAGAAUACUUUGCUGCUCGGUACUUCGUACGCCGCUGGAGAAGUCAAAGCCCGCUUGAAUGUCUGCAACCCGACAACAGAAGCGUUGAGGAAAUUUCUCCCGCCAGUUUUCUUCAAAAGCAUAAACACCAACAAAACUACAACAUCAUGUGGCGGUUUGUCGUUGGGUUGCUUCAGCCUGGAGAAGACGAUACGAGACGAUUCUUCAAGACAAUUGGGGAGCAUUCCCAUAUCCGCCACCAGCGACUGAUUAUGCAAUGCUUAAGCGAAGUAAGUCAUUCGAAUAGCAGCAAUGAUCUCGUUUUGCUUCGGAGGGAGUUAGAAGAUAAAACUUCCGAGUGGCUGCGUUUAAGAGAUAAUUUCAAAUUUGCCCGAUAUCUAGCCUCUGGAAUGGAAUUUCCCAGGCAGAUGCUGGACUCUAUAUUACGGGAAGGCCCUGAUCAGGCGAAGAUAUCGGUUCUCAAUGCGCUACAAAGCUGGCCAAGACUCCAGCCGUACAUUAUCAACUCUAUGGGGUCUUUACUUGACGAAAAAAACAACGGCGUCAGAUCCGCGGCCGUAGAAGUACUCCGAGGUCAAUCCUCCCUCUCAGACGAGAUCCUCAACCAGGUGGUAGCACGACUACAGGACCAAGACCGGGAUGUCAGAUGCGACGCCUUAGGAGUACUUCAAGGUCAAUCCUCCCUCUCUGACGAGAUCCUCAACCAGGUGGUAGCACAACUGCAGGACGAAUACUGGGCAGUCAGAUACACGGCCUUACGUGUGCUUCGAGAUCAAUCCUCCCUCUCAGACGAGAUCCUCAACCAGGUGGUAGCACAACUGCAGGACGAAUACUGGGAAGUCAGAUACAAGGCCUUACAUGUGCUUCAAGUUCACUCCUCCCUCCUCUCAGACGAGAUCCUCAACCAGGUGGUAGCACGACUGCAGGACCAAGACCGGGAUGUCAGAUGCGAGGCCUUACAUGUGCUUCGACAUCAAUCCUCCCUCUCUGACGAGAUCCUCAACCAGGUGGUAGCACGACUACAGGACGAAAACCGGGCAGUCAGAUGCACGGCCUUAUAUGUGCUUCAAGUUCACUCCUCCCUCCUCUCAGACGAGAUCCUCAACCAGGUAGAAGCGCGACUACAGGACCAAGACUCUAGAGUCAGAUCAGCAGCCGCGGCCCUGUUUGAACGCCAUCGACCAUCUGGAACGAGAUUACGCUUAGCAGACCUCAGAGAAGAUUCUCCACCUGAGUAG